Molecule: messenger RNA, 3066 nt
Organism: Sordaria macrospora k-hell
Lineage: Eukaryota; Fungi; Ascomycota; Sordariomycetes; Sordariales; Sordariaceae
Source: RefSeq, a predicted model, not a curated record
AUGGAGAACCGCCCAGCUUCCGCGAAGCCCGCGACCACCACAGCCUCGACCCCAUCGCAGUCGUCGACGCCCGACGUCAAGUCCCCCGCGACCCGGCCUCUUUAUAGCAGCAAGCUGGGAGACCAGCAACGAGCCAGGACAUCGGACGCAGUGCCGGCUACUUCCAGCCAGCAGAACAGACAGUCUGCCCCUCCCGUCCAGCAAAAGGCCUGGACUUCGGCCAAGAACCCCAUCACCGGCCAGUCCGCCAGACCGCAGAACAACUUCAGCGCACAGGAUAAGAAACCUGUGACCAGCUCCCUUCGCGAGGGCCAACGAGUACGCAUUACCCUCGCUAACGGCUCCGAGUUCGAGGAAGAAGCUGCCCAACUCGGCCGAAAUGAACGGAGCUCUAGAAAGGAGCAAGGAACCAUGACGUUCCAGAAGAAGGAGAUCAUGGACGCGCGUCCUAUCCUGAUCAACAACCUGGGCAAAUCCGACAGCAAGCCUGCCAACGGCAAUCGCUCGUCUUUCCGUACCGAUGCCGCCAUCUCCAACUCUCGCUUCCAAGAGAGAACUCUGCAACGCUGGGUGCCCGAUUCUACCGAUGGGCUUGAUGAUAGCUUGGAGAAGACCAACGCUUCCGGUCAAUGGGAUCAGUUCGCUGCGAAUGAGCGCCUCUUCGGUCUCAGGACUGACUACGACGAAAACAUCUAUACCACGACAAUCGACAAGAGCCACCCCCAAUACAAGGAGAGGAUGGCCGCUGCGGAGCGCAAGGCCCGUGAGAUUGAGCGCAGUGCUCCCGUCACCGCACACGUGGCUGAGGAGCGUGUCAUGGACUUCCAGGGCGGAGAUGAUCGUGACGAGGAAGACAAGUACAGUGGUGUUCGGAGACAAGAUUUCCCUCCCCUGUCUGGCGGCCGAGAGAACAAGUACACGCCUCCUGCCCGGCGUGCUCCUGCCGCGCACUCUACCGUCAAGGGCGCUCCUGUAGACCCGGCUAUCAUCUCGUCUCAGUUGAAGGCACCCCCGCAGAAGCAACCUGCACAGACUGUUCCUGAUGUUAAGAGCUCCGUCCAAUCGACCAAGACAUCGCCCGCUCCUGCCAGCACCCCCGCGGACUCCAAGGUCGACUCUAAGCCGGAUGUGAAGACAGCUGAAGUCAAGGCUGUUGACGCAAAGGCUACUGACAAGAGUGCCGCUCCGGCUCAGGCCGCGGCUAGUACCAAGGCACUUGCAACUGCACAGACCCUUAGCACCAAGCAGCAGGGAAUUGAACAGAGACUCCUAAACUCGUUCAAGGAAUUUGCGAACGCUCAGCGUGGCAGUGCCUUGAAUGCCCAGAGAGCCAAGAACAAGGCAGACAAGGAUGUCAGGUUGAACGACCUCAGAAAGUUCUAUAACGAGUUCAAGCUCUCAACCCCGGUGCCAUCUGACCUUAUCUCUAUCAUUGCCAAGGAUCCAGCAAAGCAGAAGGAGAUCCAGGAGAAGGCGUUGAAGAACGCCCAGGAAAUGGCCAAGAUCAAGGCUGAGCAGGCUGCUCUCAAGGCGAAGGAGGCCAGUGCCGUCAAGGAGGGUGCAAGCAAGACCGCUACCGAGCAAACCAGCUCGACAACCACCGCCACGGCCGAUUCCCGUAACGCGUCGCGCCCGACUGCCCCUCAGCACUCUAGUUCAGCUGGCGGCGUUCCGAGCCGUCACCAGGGUCAGCGCAACUCUUACCAGCAUCCUCAAGCGGCUUAUCACCAGCAGCCAUACACCCGCGGAAACCGUCCGCCUCCUCACAUGUCCCAGAGCCAGCAGACAGGCAACCUGUCUCAGCGCCUCCGAAAUGUUGAGCAGCACAAGAUGCAGCAUCCCCAUAUGGGCCAGCAUCCCCAGGGUCCUGAUAUGCGUCUUGCGCCCACCGGCCCUGCCAACAAUGGAGACCCUUCCUUUGCUCGUCGCACCAGUGGUGUCCCACCGCCUGCUAAGCAGUUCAACCCUCUGAUCCAUGAGUUCAGACCUGGCGCUACCCCCUUCGCCCCUGCCUUUAGUCCUGCGGGCCCUAGCCAGGGUUCGAGCCCCCGCGCCUCGGUCAACAACGUUGUUGUCGAGCCUGUGGGCGCUUCAGCCCUUCCUCCUGGAAAGCUGAUCAGGCGUAAGACCAAGGACGUGGACCCUAAGAAGUGCAAUAUCUUGGCCUUCUUGGAAAAGGAAGAGAAGCCUACUAUGCAGAAUCAUGCUACGAGAUGGGAGGAGAACGGUUCCCUUCGCCCAGCCUAUGAGACCGCUCCAACUUGGCGCCAGUCCGAUCCUCAGAACGAGAAGCCCGACUCUACGAUGAACAUGACUUACACCGAGUACAUAGAGAGAAACCCGGUCCCGAGCACCGUCAAUGCCACGCCCAACCCGUCUCAUGCCCUUCCUCAGUUUCACCAUCAGCACCAGCUGCCCAUCCACAUGCAGCAUGGCGCACAGAAUCUUGCCCCGAGGCAGUCGCCUCACAUGCCGCCUAUGCCGAUGCAGCCAGGCCAACAUGGACAUGCCCCUCAUGUCCCCUUCACAGCUCCUGACGAUCAUCGGAUGAUGCACUCAAACUCCCAACAGUCGUUCGCGUCGCCUAGGAUGGGACAUGCGGCCAUGGUCUAUCCCCAGGGCACUCCUGGUCAGUUCCAGUACAGCCAGCCUAUGAUGCAGCCGUACAUGCCUGGCGGUGCGCCUCAGAUGGGACCGUUCCGCAGCUUUUCGAACAAUCCCCAGUUCAUGCCCCAGCAGCAACACCACAUGGGCGGUCCUGUUAUGAUGCAGCCGCAGUUCAUCCCAGGGCCCAAUGGCCAAUUGAUGGCAGCCGGUCCUCAGGUCCAGAUGUAUCCUGGACAUCCCCAGUUCAUCCCGGCUGGCGGUGUACCCCCUCAGCCCAUGAACGGCACGAACGGAUACCCUAGCCCGGGCCGCCCAUCGGCGCCCAUGAUGGUGCACCAGGGCUCGCAGCAAGGUCAGCCCGGUGUUUAUGGAAUGAGCCCUGCUGUCCAGUACCAGCAGCCUGCUUUUGUGCCUCAGCAGCAGCCUCAGGGCAAGUUCGCUAACCAGCGGGCUCAAUGA